Messenger RNA from Balaenoptera acutorostrata (minke whale), 11310 nucleotides. It is a transcript of the gene ARFGEF3, whose product is annotated as ARFGEF family member 3. Gene Ontology annotation, molecular function: guanyl-nucleotide exchange factor activity. The record is from RefSeq and is a predicted model, not a curated record. NCBI's taxonomy places the organism in Eukaryota, Metazoa, Chordata, Mammalia, Artiodactyla, Balaenopteridae. The transcript has 34 exons. Bases 387 to 6917 code for a protein of 2176 amino acids. Gene Ontology annotation, biological process: regulation of ARF protein signal transduction.
CCUCGGGCCGAGCCCGGCCAACGCCCAGCCGGCCAGCCAGCCCAGGACGUCCACCUCCACCUUUCCGCGGGCCUCCGUGCCCCCGGGACCGCCUCGGGGGCCGGGUCGGAGUCGCGGCCUCCGCUCCCCAGCCCGCGGUCGCCGUGGCCGUCGCCGCGCGCCGGGCGCACCUGACCGGGCGGGCGGGGCGGCGGGCGGGGCUCCGGGCCUGACGUGGCGGCGGCAUGGAGCGGGCGUGAUUCAUCAGCCGCCGCGCGGGGUCGGAGCGGGGCGAGCGCAGUGGCCGCCUAGGUGCCCAGGGCCGGGUUGCGGUGGCGGCGGCGUCACCGCCGGGCCUCGCGUGCGCUCCCCUUGCUGUCUGCGGCCGGCCCCCGGCGAAGGUCAAGAUGGAAGAAAUCCUAAGGAAGCUGCAGAAGGAAGCGUCCGGGAGCAAGUACAAAGCCAUCAAAGAGAGCUGCACCUGGGCCCUGGAAACCCUGGAUAGUGUGGAUACCAUUGUCAAGAUCCCUCCACACUUGCUGAGGGAGAAAUGCCUGCUGCCUCUCCAAUUGGCUUUGGAAUCCAAGAAUGUGAAGCUGGCCCAACAUGCCUUGGCAGGGAUACAGAAGCUUCUGGCGGAAGAGAGGUUUGUAUCCAUGGAAACGGACUCUGAUGAGAAGCAGCUGCUCAAUCAGAUCCUGAACACCGUGAAAGUGACGCCUUCCCUCCACGAAGACCUGCAGGUGGAAGUGAUGAAGGUUUUACUCUGCAUAACCUACACCCCAACCUUUGACCUGAAUGGGAGCGCAGUGCUGAAGAUCGCGGAGGUGUGCAUUGAAACAUACAUAUGUAGCUGUCACCAGCGUAGUAUAAACACUGCUGUGCGGGCAACUCUCAGUCAAAUGCUGAGUGACUUGACUUUACAGUUACGACAAAGGCAGGAGAAUACGAUAAUUGAAAACCCGGAUGUCCCGCAGGAAUUCAGGAGUCAAGGGUCAACAGUAGAGUCCCUCUGUGAUGACCUUGUCUCUGUGCUCACUGUUCUGUGUGAGAAGCUCCAAGCUGCCAUCAAUGACGGUCAGCAGCUGCAGCUUCUGUACCUGGAGUGCGUUCUGUCCGUGCUCAGCAGCUCCUCCUCCUCCAUGCAGCUGCACAGAGGCUUCACAGACCUCAUCUGGAAAAAUCUUUGCCCUGCUCUCAUCGUGAUCCUGGGGAAUCCAAUUCAUGACAAAACCAUCACCUCUGCUCAUAGCAGCAACACGAGUACCAGCAUCGAAUCGGACUCUGCGUCCCCAGGGGUUUCUGACCACGGCCGGGGAUCAGGCUGCUCCUCCACCGCCCCAGCCCUCAGUGGGCCCGUGGCUCGGACCAUCUAUUACAUCGCAGCUGAGCUGGUCCGGCUGGUGGGGUCAUUGGACUCCAUGAAGCCCGUGCUGCAGUCGCUCUAUCACCGCGUGCUGCUUUAUCCCCCACCCCAGCACCGGGUGGAAGCCAUCAAAAUAAUGAAAGAGCUACUUGGGAGCCCACAGCGUCUCUGUGAUUUGGCAGGACCCAGCUCCACUGAACCCGAAUCCAAAAAAAGAUCAAUUUCAAAAAGAAAGUCUCAUCUGGAUCUUCUCAAACUCAUCAUGGAUGGCAUGACCGAGGCGUGCAUCAAGGGGGGCAUCGAAGCCUGCUAUGCUGCCGUGUCCUGCGUCUGCACCUUGCUUGGGGCCUUAGAAGAGCUCAGCCAGGGCAAGGGCUUGAGCGAAAGUCAGGUCCAGCUGCUGCUUCUGCGCCUGGAGGAGCUGAAGGACGGGGCCGAGUCGAGCCGAGACUCCAUGGAGAUCAACGAGGCUGACUUCCGCUGGCAGCGGCGAGUCCUGUCCUCGGAACACACGCCCUGGGAGUCGGGGAACGAGCGGAGCCCUGACAUCAGCAUCAGCGUUACCACGGACACGGGUCAAACCACUUUGGAGGGAGAGUUGGGUCAGACCACACCCGAGGACCACCCCGAAAACCACAAGAAUGGCCUCAAGUCGCCAGCCGUCCAGGAGGGCGAGGAGACUCUGAGUAAAGUGUCAGAACCAGAAGCCGCGGACCAGCCAGAUGUGGUUCAAAGGAGCCACAUGGUUGCCUACCCUGAUAUAACUAACUUCCUGUCCGUUGACUGCAGGAUGAGGUCCUACGGAUCCAGGUACAGUGAGAGCAAUUUCAGCGUAGACGACCAAGACCUCUCUCGGACAGAAUUUGAUUCCUGUGAUCAGUACUCAAUGGCAGCAGAAAAGGACUCGGGGAGGUCUGACGUGUCGGACAUCGGGUCCGACAACUGUUCUCUAGUUGACGAGGAGCAGACCCCCCGGGACUGCCUGGGCCACAGGUCCCUGCGGGCUGCGGCUCUGUCUCUCAAGCUACUGAAGAACCAGGAAGCCGAUCAGCACAGCGCCCGGCUGUUCGUGCAGUCCCUGGAGAGCCUCCUGCCGCGCCUCCUGGCCCUGCCCAGCGUGGAAGAGGUGGACGCGGCCCUCCAGAACUUUGCCUCCACCUUCUGCUCAGGCAUGAUGCACUCCCCGGGAUUUGACGGGAACAGCAGCCUGGGCUUGCAGAUGCUGAUGAACGCGGACAGCCUGUACUCGGCCGCGCACUGCGCCCUGCUGCUCAACCUGAAGCUCUCCCACGGCGACUACUACCGGAAGCGGCCCGCCCUGGCGCCAGGCACCAUGAAAGAGUUCAUGAAGCAGGUGCAGACCAGCGGGGUGCUGAUGGUCUUCUCCCAGGCCUGGAUCGAGGAGCUUUACCACCAGGUUCUCGACAGAAACAUGCUCGGAGAAGCCGGCUACUGGGGCAGCCCCGAGGACAACAGCCUUCCCCUCAUCACCAUGCUGACUGAUAUCGAUGGCUUAGAGAGCAGUGCAAUUGGAGGGCAGCUGAUGACCUCAGCUUCUGUGGAGUCUCCUUUCACCCAGGGCAGGAGAAUUGAUGACUCCACGGUGGCAGGUGUGGCGUUCGCUCGCUACAUUCUGGUUGGCUGCUGGAAGAACUUGAUCGACACUUUAUCAACCCCCCUGACCGGCCGAAUGGCGGGGAGCUCCAAAGGGCUGGCCUUCAUUCUGGGAGCUGAAGGCAUCAAAGAACAGAACCAAAAAGAACGCGAUGCCAUCUGCAUGAGCCUCGAUGGGCUGCGGAAAGCAGCGCGGCUGAGCUGUGCUCUAGGAGUUGCAGCCAACUGUGCGUCAGCCCUCGCCCAGAUGGCAGCUGCCUCCUGUGUCCAGGAAGAGAAAGAGGAAAGGGAAAUCCAGGAACCCGGUGAUGCCAUAGCACAAGUGAAGCUAAAAGUGGAGCAGAAACUGGAGCAGAUCGGGAAGCUGCAGGGGGUAUGGCUGCACGCAGCCCACGUCCUGUGCAUGGACGCCAUCCUCAGUGUCGGCCUGGAGAUGGGCAGUCACAACCCGGACUGCUGGCCACACGUGUUCAGGGUGUGCGAGUAUGUGGGCACGUUGGAGCAUACCCACUUCAGCGACGGCACCUCUCAGCCCCCGCUGACCAUCAGCCAGCCUCAGAAGGCCCCCAGAGGCGGACUCCUCGGGGACCCGGAGAGCGAGGGCUCACCCCAAGAGCAGAGCCUGGAGCAGAGGAGCUCCCUGAGCGCGGCCCCCGUCAUCCAGCCCCUCUCCAUCCAGGAACUCGUCCGGGAAGGCAGCCGAGGCCGAGCCUCCGACUUCCGUGGGGGCAGCCUCAUGACGGGCAGCAGUGCCGCCAAGGUCGUGCUCACGCUCUCCACCCAGGCCGACAGGCUCUUUGAAGAUGCUACAGAUAAGUUGAACCUCAUGGCUCUGGGAGGUUUUCUUUACCAACUGAAGAAAGCAUCGCAGUUCCAGCUUUUCCAUUCCGUCACAGAAACAGUUGAUUACUCACUGGCAAUGCCAGGAGAAGUGAAAUCCACCCAAGACCGAAAAAGCGCCCUCCACCUGUUCCGCCUUGGGGACGCCAUGCUGAGGAUCGUGCGGAGCAAAUCGAGGCCCCUGCUCCACGUGAUGCGCUGCUGGAGUCUUGUGGCGCCGCACCUGGUGGAGGCUGCCUGCCAUAAGGAAAGACAUGUGUCUCAGAAGGCAGUUUCCUUCAUCCAUGAUAUACUGACAGAGGUUCUCACUGACUGGAGUGAGCCACCUCAUUUUCACUUUAAUGAAGCACUCUUCCGACCUUUUGAGCGUAUCAUGCAGCUGGAGUUGUGUGACGAGGAUGUCCAAGACCAGGUCGUCACGUCCAUCGGUGAGCUGGUUGAAGUGUGUUCCACCCAAAUCCAGUCGGGAUGGAGGCCCUUGUUCAGUGCCCUGGAAACAGUGCGCAGUGGGGACAAGUCUGAGGGGAAGGAGUACCUGGUCAGUGACUACUCCAUGGGAAAAGGCCAGGCUCCAGUGUUUGAUGUAUUUGAAGCUUUUCUCAAUACCGACAACAUCCAGGUCUUUGCUAAUGCGGCCACUAGUUACAUCAUGUGCCUUAUGAAGUUUGUCAAAGGACUGGGGGAGGUGGACUGUAAAGAAAUCGGAGACCGUGUCCCCGGACCCGGAGCCACGUCCCCAGACCUGUGCCUCCCUGCCCUGGAUUACCUCAGGCGCUGUUCGCAGUUGUUGGCCAAAAUCUACAAAAUGCCCUUGAAGCCAAUAUUCCUUAGUGGGCGACUCGCUAGCUUGCCCCGAAGACUUCAGGAGCAGUCAGCAAGCAGUGAGGAUGGAAUUGAGUCAGUCUUGUCUGACUUUGAUGAUGACACUGGUCUGAUAGAAGUCUGGAUCAUCCUGCUGGAGCAGCUCACAGCAGCUGUGUCUAACUGUCCACGUCAGCACCAACCCCCGACCUUGGAUUUGCUCUUUGAGCUGUUGAGAGAUGUUACCAAAACACCUGGACCAGGGUUUGGCAUCUAUGCAGUUGUUCACCUUCUCCUGCCUGUGAUGUCCCUUUGGCUUCGCCGUAGCCAUAACGACCAUUCUUACUGGGACGUGGCGUCUGCUAACUUCAAGCAUGCCAUCGGUCUGUCCUGUGAGCUGGUGGUGGAGCACAUUCAGAGCUUCAUCCACUCAGACAUCAGGUAUGAGAGCAUGAUCAACACCAUGCUGAAGGACCUCUUUGAGUUGCUGGUGGCGUGUGUGGCCAAGCCCACAGAAACCAUCUCCCGAGUGGGCUGCUCCUGUAUCAGGUACGUCCUCGUGACAGCGGGCCCCGUGUUCACGGAGGAGAUGUGGAGGCUGGCUUGCUGUGCCCUGCAGGACGCCUUCUCGGCCACGCUCAAGCCGGUGAAGGAUCUGCUGGGCUGCUUCCACAGCGGCACCGAGAGCUUCAGCGGGGAAGGCUGCCAGGUGAGGGUGGCGGCCCCCUCCUCCUCCCCCAGUGCUGAGGCCGAGUACUGGCGCAUCCGAGCCAUGGCUCAGCAGGUGUUUAUGUUGGACACCCAGAGCUCCCCAAAGACUCCAAACAACUUUGAUCAUGCUCAGUCCUGUCAGCUCAUUAUUGAACUGCCUCCUGAUGAGAAGCCAAACGGACACACCAAGAAAAGUGUUUCCUUCAGGGAAAUUGUGGUGAGUCUACUAUCCCAUCAAGUGUUACUCCAGAACUUAUAUGAUAUCUUGUUAGAAGAGUUUGUCAAAGGCCCCUCUCCUGGGGAGGAGAAGAUCCAAGUACCAAAAACCAAGCUGGCUGGCUUCCUCAGAUACAUCUCCAUGCAGAACUUGGCCGUCAUCUUUGACCUGCUGUUGGACUCCUACAGGACGGCCAGAGAGUUUGACACCAGCCCUGGGCUGAAGUGCCUGCUGAAGAAAGUGUCUGGCAUCGGGGGCGCUGCCAACCUCUACCGCCAGUCUGCCAUGAGUUUUAACAUUUAUUUCCAUGCGCUGGUCUGUGCUGUUCUCAGCAACCAAGAAACCAUCACUGCUGAGCAAGUGAAGAAGGUCCUUUUUGAGGACGAUGAGAGGAGCACAGAUUCCUCCCAGCAGUGUUCAUCAGAAGAUGAAGACAUUUUUGAGGAGACCGCCCAGGUGAGCCCCCCUAGAGGCAAGGAGAAGAGGCAGUGGAGGGCUCGGAUGCCCUCACUCAGUGUCCAGCCCGUCAGCAACGCCGACUGGGUGUGGCUGGUCAAGAGGCUUCACAAGCUGUGCAUGGAGCUGUGUAAUAACUACAUCCAGAUGCACUUGGACCUGGAAAACAGUAUGGAGGAGGCACCGAUCUUCAAGAGCGACCCUUUCUUCAUCCUUCCCUCCUUCCAAUCUGAGUCAUCCACCCCGUCCACUGGGGGCUUCUCGGGGAAAGACACGCCUUCCGAGGAUGACCGCAGUCAGAGCCGGGAUCACGCGGGCGAGCCGCUGAGCCUGAGGGGGACCAGCGGGGAAAUGCUGCUGCUGCCCCCGAGCCCCAGGGUGGAGAAGAAGGACCCCAGCCGCAAGAAGGAGUGGUGGGAGAACGCCGGCAACAAAAUCUACACCAUGGCGGCCGACAAGACCAUCUCAAAGCUGAUGACCGAGUACAAGAAGAGGAAACAACAGCAUAACCUGCCCGCCUUCCCCAAAGAGGUCAAGGUGGAGAAGAAGGGAGAGCCACUGGGGCCCAGGGGCCAAGGCUCCCCACUGCUCCAGCGGCCCCAGCACCUGAUGGACCAGGGGCAGAUGCGGCACUCCUUCAGCGCUGGCCCCGAGCUGCUGCGCCAGGAGAAGAGGCCCCGCUCGGGCUCCACCGGCAGCUCCCGGAGUGUCUCCGCAAGGGACGCCGAAGCCCAGAUCCAGGCAUGGACCAACAUGGUGCUAACAGUUCUCAAUCAGAUUCAGAUCCUUCCAGACCAGACCUUCACAGCGCUCCAGCCAGCAGUGUUCCCAUGCAUCAGCCAGCUGACCUGUCACGUGACUGACAUCAGAGUUCGCCAGGCUGUGAGAGAAUGGCUCGGCAGAGUGGGCCGUGUCUAUGACAUCAUUGUGUAGAAGACUCACAUUCCAUUCCCAAGGAAAUACACUAGGAGGGUUUAGAGUAUGUCUGCCAAUCCAGCUGACAGCAUUUUCCCCCCCCACCAGCCCCAGUGACUCAGAGAACACCCAGUUGCUCCCUAACUAAUCAGCAUCGGGGCCAUUCUGGAUACUAAGGUUGUAUCUGGAUGACACAAGUGAAACUCUAAAUUUGCACAUAAUUUCAGAAGACUCUACAUUCCUUGACACAUUUCUAAAUCUUAUUUCCCAAUGCUUUUGCCUGCAAUAUUAUCCCCAAAUGAGUCACUUUUAAGGGCCACUCCUUUGAAAACAUUACAUUGAUCCAUCAUUUUAAAAAAUGCAGUAGCUAAAGAAAUAUCUGCUGGUUAAGUCAAGCUGAUGUACACAGACAUCUAGUACCAGACAUGAUUAAUUGGAGGAAGAGUUAUAUUAUGAUUAUGAGUUCGGCAGGGAAGAAAACAGUUGGAGAAAUGUAUUCUUGGGUGUCAUAAUCAAGAAAGGGAUGACUUACUUCCUCUGUAACUCUGUAAAAUAUUCCAGAACAUUUCAAAAUUGUUCCUAAGUUGUCAAGAUUUUCUGGUUGGUAUUUGCCAACUUCCUCAUGUAAGGUACUACUGUGCCUUCACUUCCCUACUUCUAAAGGAAGGAAAUUCUUUCAUGGCAGGAUUUUAAGUCUGUGCCGUGGCAGCCUUUGACACAUAGUACUCAGUGGUAUUGGCUGAUACAGAUAGUGCCAAAUGACUUAAGACCGGCCACCCUGACUGUCCCAAUAGUCUUUGCUUUUGUUCCCAACGCAAAAAUGAAAAGGGAAAGAAAAAAUGGUGCCUUAGUUCCUUGUUGCACACACAUUUCUAUGCUCCACAAUUAUCUGAACAUAAGGUAUAACAUUUUGUCUUUAAGAAAAUAAAACAACUCAUUUUAUAUCAACACCCUUGGAAGAAAGGAACUCAAGAAUUCACCGUCCAAUAAACAGACUUCUCAGGGAAGGGAGCAGGAAGUGUGGGGUUAGGGAGACAGCUGGAAGGGGUGGGAAAGGAGGUGAUGAUGAAAUCAUUUUAAAUUUGAAAAUAUUAGACAACAAUCGUAUGAAAUUAUGGUGUCGUUCAUACACACUCUAGUCUCAGAAGAAAAUAAAACUACAGGAGAAAAGGACACAGAAUGAAGUUUAGGAAAUGAAGCUUUUCAGUUUAAAAUAUUCCUCCUCUCUGGCAAGUAGAUUUGCCGUCUGUUUGAGGUCUUUUAAUUCAGGCAUAUUUUAAGCAGAUAUUUAUUUUCCUAAUUAUUCCUAGAAAAUUAAUUUGGAAUCUUUAUUAUUUACAGUAUAUUUAAUAUUUAUUAAAUUAUAAUAGUGACUGAAACUCCUCAGUCAAGCCCACUCACACACAUUCUAAAGAGUCAGUUGCUAAGACAUACGUUUUAAUUUUCCCAGCUCCUAAAAAUUGUUUGUAAUUGAAAAUAUUAUCCCUGAAACAUCAACUCUAAGUGUGGAAGUAAGGAUUUAAAACUGACAGCUUUAUUCAGUGCUGGUAUUUGUAAACUUUGUCUUCCUUGGGAAUAUAUAACUAUCUACAAGGUUAAGAGGAAGACAGGGUUCCCUGAUUUAUUUAGGCAAUCUAAAAGAAAGAACCUUAUCAUUCGCUAUGCCAUCCGGAGCACCACAGAAUUCAGAAGAUGUUUUUCCAGUUCCACAAAACACUCUUUGCCUUCGGUUUUUGCUCAUUAGACAAUAAUGCAAGUUUAGAAACAGAUCAACAAUUUGAUGUUAACAAGCAAUGAAUCGUUGGGAUAGCAAUGAGUUGGUUCUAUACUUUAGAUUUUUUAUAUUUUGUAAGUAGAAUUGAAAGUUGGGUACAUCCUUUUUUUUUUUUUUUUUUAAACAAAAGCAGUACACCAUUGUUGUUUUGUUUCUUUUUGUAGCUCAUUUAAGGUUCAUUUCCUUUUGAGCCUGAGUAUUCCACAAUUUACGGGGGUGGGGGGAGCUUCAGCAAAGCAGAGUAUUAUCAAAUCAGAGUAAUUACAAAAUGUUUAUAUCUAGCAACUUUUUAUAAAGUAUAAAAAUUCAAAGGAAGCCAGUCUCAAUUUAUGAAGGUCAUGUCCUGGAAGUUGUUAACGGUUUAGAAGUCAGAAUUCAUUGUCUUGACAGAUUCUCUAUUGUGGGAUUCAUGGCUAGCUUAUGAAAACAAGUUUACCCCAUUCUGUAUUCAAACACUGCUCUAGUACCAGCCUAAUUAUGGAUCCCAAGAAUAAAAGAUAAGAGGAUGUACAUCAUUCUUUACCUACAAUUUUGUCAGAGGGUUUUGGUCCCUUCCCGUCAUCUUUUCUGUAGACCACCCCUCCGGCCCACAGCAGUCUUCAACCCACCUCCAUUCCCAACACACUCUGUGCAUCACAUCCCUGUCAGAUUUCAGCUGGAAAAUUAGCUAAGUCACAGUAAUACUUCUCAGAGGUAUUUGCAGUUUUCAAAAAGGACAUUGCUUGAUGCAAAUAAUCUCCAAGGAAUAGUACACUUCAGGUCACAGCGAAGUCAGUCAAAUCUUCCCAGGGGUGGAGAAGAAAGGGACAUAUGUAAAAAACCUUAGUAGAGGAGUGGUCCCUCCCCACACUGCCCCAUCAGUCCCUCACUCUUCCUGGUGUGUCCAUUUCUGCCUUUCCGCAUCUCUUCUUUCAUUCCCUCCCAUGGUCUCUGAAAGACCAAGGUCAAGACAAGCCUUUGUAGUUACAAUAGCUAUUACCAUAUAUUUUCAGAUCUAAGCAGAAUAAGAUUUUUAUUGCUUUUAGUUGCCUGUAUUUACUGCCAAAAGUGUGUUACCCUCUGGUUGAGAUUUAUUCUUUUUCUAAUGUUUUGGUAAAGUGUUCAUCUUUUCCAAAGUGAGGAAGCACCCUAGAAAACUCAAAGUGCAAAAGAAUUCCUGACUGAAUAGCCCAACCAAGUACACCACGCUCUGCAACAGAUUUCUCCUUGCCAUAGGAGGACUUAGAUUUGAUGGAGGGCUAAUAAAUUGUUCAUAGGAUCUCUCACCUCUUGCAUCUCCUGAUCAGCUUUGACAGAUGCUUAGGCUGUCUCUUUACACCCUCUUGUCAUCUCUCCCCUUAUGAUUAUUUUCCUGCCUUCUCCAUCAAUACAAAACUAGGGCAACUUUUACCACUUUUAGGCUAUUUAAUGACUGACCAAGGCAGAUGCUAACAUAUAAAACAGCUCAGACUAAUCAAACAUGACAAAAUGUUAUCAUAAUUCCAAAGUACCUUUAAAUUGAAACUUCUUAGUACAGCGAUCACUAGGCUUUGUUGUUGCUGUUCUUGUUCCAAGGAGAGGGCUUAUACAGAGUCAGCUGAGAGAGUCAAAUAGCCUUAACUAUAAGAAGGUAAUGCAAUUGUAUAAUAGAUAUUUUUGACUUCCCCAAAUACAUCAUAGUAUUGCUUAUGUAGGAAAGUUUUCUGUCUCAGAAAGAAAAAUCCAUUUGUGUCAGUCCUAUCAAACUAAGCAAAAUGAAGACCUCUGUUUGGAGCUGAUAACAAUAGCAAGAGGUUACAAACAGCAGGGGGGGAAGGUGACAUCAUUGAGUGCCUCUGAGAAUGUGGACCUUUAUCUACUUACCAUAUUUAAUUCCCACAAUAACAUUGUGAAACAGGUAUUGUUGUCCUCAUUUUUUCAGAUGAGGAUGCAGACCCAGAGAGGUUCAGAAACUUGCCCAAGAUAACCCAUAAAUGGCAAAGUUGGUUGCAAAAGAGAUGUUCCUGAAUUCAAAGGCCAGGCUCUCUCUACCACACCAUGUCUAAGUGCACAGUGUAAACACUUCAGUGUUUCAAGGAAUUAAACAGUUAAAAUGAGUUGAAGAUAUUACGUUGAUGUCCCUAUCUAUAAUGUUAUGGGGAUUUUUCAGUAGGGUUAAAAGAAAAAGUGUUUAGGCAUAGUAAGGUCAUAUAUAACAUAAUAUUUUUAUGUACGAAAAUAAAGAAAACAAAAUCUAAACUUUAGUCUUAAAGCAGAUCCUCAGUGGUAAUUUAGGAAACUCACCAAAUUAGGUGGAAAUGAUGGAAUAAUAUUGUCCAUGGCCAGCUAUUAUGUGGAAAAACAUGACAGUCUGUGUCUGGAAUGACAGGAACAAUUUGUUGACCUUUACCAAUUACCAUUUAAUCACUCAGAAUAAAGUGCCCUGCAGCCAACAGUGCCUCUCUACUUGCUUCCCCUGGAAGUAUAUAGGACUAAAUUGUAGGUCAUCAUCAAACUUUGGGAAUAUGCAAAAUAAAUGACCAUUUUUCAAAAUGCACAUUCUCUGAAGAAGAAGCAACUGGUCAGACAAGAUUGCUUAAAGAUUCAGGUACUGAGGGCAUCAGGUCAAUAUCUAUAGUAACCAUGUGUCAUGACACCUAAAUAUUUCUACUUGCCUUG